Molecule: messenger RNA, 1801 nt
Organism: Hippopotamus amphibius kiboko
Lineage: Eukaryota; Metazoa; Chordata; Mammalia; Artiodactyla; Hippopotamidae
Gene: CD59
Product: CD59 molecule (CD59 blood group)
Exons: 4
Coding region: 109-480 (123 amino acids)
Biological process (GO): negative regulation of activation of membrane attack complex
Cellular component (GO): plasma membrane
Molecular function (GO): complement binding
Source: RefSeq, a predicted model, not a curated record
GGCGGAGCCCGCCCCAGCCCAAGCAAUAAAGAGGGGCUGGGCGGCCCUCGCAGGCUUCGCGGUGCUGAAGCGGACGGCGGGCCCCGUUAGAACCUGCAGCUGGUCACGAUGGGAAGCAGAGGAGGGCUUGUCCUGCUUGGGCUCCUGUUCAUCCUGGCUGUCCUCUGCCAUGUGGGUUACAGCCUGGAGUGCUACAGCUGUAUCAACCCAAUUGGUGAAUGCAAGACAGCCAUCAAUUGUACACAUAAUGAAAAUGCUUGUCUCUUCGUUAAAGCUGUGCCAACAAAAACUUACUACCAGUGUUGGAUGUACGACCAAUGCACUUUCGAAACCAUUGCGAAACACCUAGGGGAGAAGAAGCUAGAAUACAAGUGCUGCCAGAAGAACCUGUGUAACAAAAGCGGUGGGACGAGUGUAUCAGGGAAAACAGCUCCGCUGGUCCUCCUGCUGCUGGUGGCGAUCUGGCACAUUUGUCUCUAAAUCUACACCAGGAGGGCUUCUCCUAAAUUUCCUGUUUCUGUGUAUUACUUAUUUCCCGUGCUGCUAUGUUCCAAAGGCUUUAUAUUUUCCAGCUGGAUCCUGUUGGGAAAAAUUAGAACUAGCAUAAGCAACUUGGAUGAGAGGAACCCGGAGAGACUCUGAAAGCCAGUCCCGUUGGCAGAGGAGACCUGUUGGAGAGAAAAAGUUUAAGAGUGAAGCGCAUGCGAUUGGAGUAAGGUUACAUGCUUCUUACUCUGCUCUUUGCAGGACCAGCUUUGCAGCUUGAGUAGAUUCCCUGCAACCCUCAGCUAUUUCCCUCCGGUUCCUUGAAUGUAGUUAGUAUGCUCGGUACUUUUUUGGAUGAGUGGGGCAGGGGGCUCCUUUUCAGUAGUCUCUCUCACAAGGCAUGCUUUAUUCUCACUUUUCAUGGCCCCUCUAUUGCCAGGUAGGCGCAAUACAUGUUCCAGAUGUGGGCUGUCAGUUGGGGUAAUGAGAUUCUUAAUGCACAGUGGUGGCAAUGACUGUUGUAUUCUCAGCUAGAAGGUGUCUGGCUGGGAAGGGCAUGGAAGCACAAGGUCUGUCUUUAGAGAGAAACCAGUGGCUGAAAUCUGUUUUCCCCUGUCCCUAAAUUUUGUAUUGGCUUUGCUGUCUUUCACUAGAAAAACCAGUAGCAUAAAUUAAUGGUGUGUUAAAAGUAUCCCACCGUUUUUAUUGGAAUGGUAGGCUGCCUUAGCUUUGUCACACACAGUUUGAAACUAAACGUUUGAGUAUUCUGUUACAUGUGACUUGGAGUUAUUAAGCGUGCUUAUUUUAAGUGUUACUGGUAGAAAAACUCUUCAUGUGUGUGUGUAUAAUGCGUGAAUGGAACAGGAGAAGCCUUUGGGGUUGCGAUUUGUGAUCUCUAAAUGUCAUCAUGAACAGUAACAGGUCUGCAGAGCUGCGUUUUACCUGCCGACAUCCAGCCUGCUGGCUCCUAGCUGAGUCAGCACAGAUAAUGUAAAAUACAUUUGUAAGGGCUAUUAGCAUCAUCACAAAUACUGAGGCUUCCAGAAGCGCUGUCAGUUUCCUAAAAAGCGGUAUACCUUUUCAGCAGGGUAAAAUUUUGCCUUCUUAUUGUGGGUACUGGUGAACAAUUUAAGAUUCAGUAGGUUUAAUGACAUUUGUAUGGUUACAAUCUUGGCUGUAUUUAACAGCAUUUCCUGACUUUUGCUGAUGAAGGUGGAAUUUCUUAACAUCUUUAGAAAAACUCCUUGAUUAUGUGAUCUGUUGGACAAACGGAAGUGAAUCCUGCGUUUCUGAAAAUAAAAUCUCAUCAAAUGCA